AUGAGCGAGACUUGCGAAUGGCUUUUCACAUGGGGCAGAGCCAGGGCCGCCACCCGGCCGCGCCGGGCGCGCGCGCUCACAAAAGGGCGGCCGGCGGUGGGGUGGGUUGGCAGGCCUGCAGGCCGGCGCGGCGCGGCGGGGAAGCCCCGGCCCGGCGCUCGGCGCGGCCGCCAGCCAGCCAACAAGCCACUGAUGGAGAAGCGACGCCGAGCCCGCAUCAACCAGAGCCUGGCCGCUCUCAAGACGCUCAUCCUGGACUCGGCGCGGCUGGAGCAGAACACGAAGCACUCCAAGCUGGAGAAGGCGGACAUCCUGGAGCUGACGGUGCGCCACCUCCAGCGGCAGAAGGCGCUCGGCUCCAGCUCCGUGCUCUCCAAGUUCCGCGCCGGAUUCCAGGAGUGCGCCCGAGAGGUGGGCCGCUUCCUGGAGUCGCCCGAGGUGGUGCUGGCGCCGCCCGAGCCGCACGCGUCGCUCAAGCAGCGCCUGCUGCGCCACCUGGAGAGCUGCGUCGCCGAGCUGGACCUGGACCUGGGGCUGGCGAUGCGCGCCGAGGAGAGCUCCAAGCCCGACUCGAGCUCGGGCCAGGCGCAGCCCGCGCCCGGCGCCCCCGCCGCCAGGGGCGACGAGAACAACAACCGCGGCCAGCGCUCGCACAGUGCCAGCGGGAAGGCAUCCCCGGGGUCGCUGCUGGGUAGCCGGCUGCUGUCCGCCAGCCAGAGCCCGGAGCCCGCGUCGCCGCUGGACGCCUCCAACCCCCUGCUCUCCGUCGUACAGGUGAUCCCGUCGCGGCUGCCGGACGGCCAGCUGGUGUUCCUGCUGCCGUCGCACUACGUGCAGCUGGCCGCCGCUGCCGCCGCCGCCUUUGGUGUAGCAGUUGCAUCCAACUGCAUCCAACGUCCCCAACUCUUUGUUGGAUAUACAAUAACUGUUCAGGUGGACGAAGCUGACGACGACGACGACCAGCCCGUCGACUGCUCGGUCGGGACGGCGGCUGCCAGGCUGUCCCCUGAGCCCGCGGAGGCGGCCAUGGACGCCGCCGGAGCGCUGGAAGCCGAGGAGGGUCCCGUCUGGAGGCCGUGGUAG
Schistocerca cancellata (South American locust) is the source of this 1083-nucleotide messenger RNA. RefSeq names its product transcription factor HES-4-like. The transcript has 10 exons. The record is from RefSeq and is a predicted model, not a curated record. Gene Ontology annotation, cellular component: nucleus. Gene Ontology annotation, molecular function: DNA-binding transcription factor activity, RNA polymerase II-specific; RNA polymerase II cis-regulatory region sequence-specific DNA binding; protein dimerization activity. Bases 1 to 1083 code for a protein of 360 amino acids. Lineage: Eukaryota; Metazoa; Arthropoda; Insecta; Orthoptera; Acrididae. Gene Ontology annotation, biological process: anterior/posterior pattern specification; regulation of transcription by RNA polymerase II; regulation of neurogenesis.